GUUCAGAGAUGAGGGGAGGCACAUGACUCUUCUCUCAAAGGGAUAAACAUUUCAACUGUGAAAGACAACUGGAAACAACUGAAAACCUGACUUAAAUGAGGAUUAUUGGAUGUGCAGGACAGCUUUCACACACAUAAAGAACGACUUUGGAUACUAAUACAGGUAUUUUGUGGAGUUACUGCAUACUUUCCAGUAUUUCAUAACAAAACCACACAAACUGGGCAUUCUUCAGUAUUUCAAGACAGUUUUUUUCUGAACAAAUGAAACAUACAUUUUCGCUGCCUGUUGCACAUGGUGGGAUUAACUAAAUGGAUUUGUAGGACACGAUUUAAGAGAAUUUUUUUUACUCUGUAGAUGUUACAAACUUAUCAACCUGGUUUAAAAAUGAACGACAGCAGCACACAAGACUAUUACAUCACUCAAAAUGACACAAAUUGCAACAAGAGUGACAAUUUCAAGUACCCUUUGUAUAGCUGGGUUUUCAGCCUGGUGUUUUUAUUUGGACUUGUCUUCAACAUGGUGGCUCUAUACAUUUUUGGCUGUACACUGAAGCUGCGGAAUGAGACCACGACAUACAUGAUAAACCUUAUAGUUUCAGACUCUCUCUUUGUCCUGACACUGCCUUUUCGGAUUGUUUACUUUAUUAAACGUGAAUGGGUAUUUGGAAGUGUGCUCUGCAAGAUCUCUGUGGCCCUGUUCUACACCAACAUGUACAGCAGCAUCCUCUUCCUCACCUGUAUCAGUGUUGACCGUUUCCUUGCCAUUGUGUACCCAUUCCGGUCCCAAACGAUUCGUACUAAGAGAAAUGCCAAACUGGCCUGCUGUGCAGUGUGGGUGAUGGUUCUUUCUGGAAGUAUACCCACUGGGUUCCUUUUGGACACCACCUCACCUAUAAAUGCAAAAUCCACCUCAAACUUCUGCUUUGAAAACUACUCCAACAAACAGUGGAAGGCUGAACUGUCCAAGGUGGUGGUGUUUAUUGAGACUGUGGGCUUCAUCAUCCCAUUGAUGCUCAAUGUCUUCUGCUCCAUCAUGGUGCUACGGACACUGAGGAAACCCCAAAACAUCAGCCACGGAGGGAACCUCAACAAGGCAAAAAUCUUGAGGAUGAUCACAGUGCAUCUGCUCAUCUUCUGCUUCUGUUUCAUCCCCUACAAUGUUAAUCUCAUCUUCUAUGCCCUGGUCCGCUCCAAUAUCAUAAAGGGGUGUACAGCGGAAUACGUGGUCAGAACCAUCUACCCCAUUAGUCUGUGCAUAGCAGUGACCAACUGCUGUUUUGAUCCAGUCAUAUACUAUUUCACUUCAGAGACCAUUAAGAGCUCCAUGAAACGCAAGACCAGAGUAUGGCACUACGGUGCCAAGCUGUUCGACAGACUACAGAUGGACAGCACACAAAGCAGUCCAAAUACAACACGCAAAAGCCUGACCCUGCGGACUCAAAAAGUGUUUGACAGUGAGUCUACAAUCUAAUGACUAUUCUAUUAUGGGACAUGAUUAAUAAUUUAGUGAGUGCUGGUGAAGCUUGAUUUGAAUCUGAGGACGUAUGUGGAAGUGGAGUGGCCUUGAAGAUCAUAAUAACAAACACAAUGGUUACUAAGGAGUCACUCUUUCCUCUACUGGACAAAACAGAGACUUUAGACUGGGACACCCGAAUUAGUCAAUAAAAGAGUGGAACAAGUCCAACAGGAAACAUUUGAAAGUGUGUUGCAGCAUAAAGACCUUUCAUCAGGCUGCCAAUUCACAACACACAUUGUUAGAAUACUCUUCAUUCUUAGGAGUUAUGAGUUUAUAAUGUGUACUAGUUGAGAUGGUGCUGCCGAAGUAUGAGCUUUUGCAAAUAAGACAUUGUAACUGUGGUCUUAUUCCUCAGAGCAAAUUCUCCUAAGAUAAUUCUGCUUUGGCAAUGCUGAACCAGUAUUACUCUUUUAUGUACUGUACAGUUGUGGCCACUUUAUAGAACAGCUU
Molecule: messenger RNA, 1965 nt
Organism: Perca flavescens (yellow perch)
Lineage: Eukaryota; Metazoa; Chordata; Actinopteri; Perciformes; Percidae
Product: lysophosphatidic acid receptor 6
Exons: 1
Coding region: 355-1470 (371 amino acids)
Biological process (GO): positive regulation of Rho protein signal transduction; phospholipase C-activating G protein-coupled receptor signaling pathway
Cellular component (GO): plasma membrane
Molecular function (GO): lysophosphatidic acid receptor activity
Source: RefSeq, a predicted model, not a curated record